GGGCUAAAAGGGGAAUGUACAAUCCAUCGAAGAACACGCGGGGAAAUUGGUUCUGGUUUCUAGGGUUUAAUCGAGCUCUCCGAUUCCACCCGCAGAGCACCCAAUCCGUUUCCCCGUCGCUCUGAUCAAUCAAAGUUCACAAAUUCUAGGGUUUUUUUCAAGGUUGAAGGUGGUAUUGCGACGAUGACUCGGGUUUAUGUUGGGAAUUUGGACCCUCGAGUGAACGAGAGGGAUCUGGAAGAUGAAUUUCGGAUGUUCGGCGUUCUUCGCAAUGUAUGGGUUGCACGAAGACCGCCAGGAUAUGCAUUUAUUGAAUUUGAUGAUCGCAGGGAUGCUCUAGACGCGGUUCAAGCUUUGAAUGGUAAAAAUGGAUGGCGUGUGGAGCUUUCUCACAAUUCUACGGGUAGUGGAGGCCGUGGUGGUGGUGGACGUGGGCGUGGUGGAGGAGAGGACUUAAAGUGUUAUGAGUGUGGUGAACCUGGUCAUUUUGCUCGAGAAUGUCGCACGCGCGUUGGUUCACGAGGAGUGAGUAGUGGAAGGCGUCGAAGUCCAUCCCCUCGACGCCGCAGAAGUCCUAGUUACGAUGGCUAUGGGCGCAGGAGUUAUAGUCCGCGUAGGAGAAGAUCACCUCCACGACGCCGUAGUGUUACACCUCCUCGACGUGGACGGAGCUAUAGCAGGUCUCCUCCACAUCGCCAUGCUCACCGUGCUUCACCUUAUGCCAAUGGGGACUAAGCUGGAAUUGGAGCAACUGCUGGAUGACUUGGAAGGAUGAUAUCUCUGCUAUAUGGUAGUUCUAGUAGGAUUGACGAGAAUCAUGUUAGUUAUGUCGAUGUCGUGACAAUGGGUUUUAUUAGAAACUUGGAUUGGAUGACUUGGACAUCAUUUGCCUCGGCUUUCUCACUUCUGCGUGCUAAAAAUUUGAGGUUGCUUUCCUACUUUGAAGGUGCUAUAUUAUAUCUGUUUAUAUAUGAUUUUAUGUGAACUCUUUCUUUGUGGUUGGAUUUUCA
Messenger RNA from Pyrus x bretschneideri (Chinese white pear), 1010 nucleotides. Its product is annotated as serine/arginine-rich splicing factor RSZ21. Gene Ontology annotation, molecular function: zinc ion binding; RNA binding. The coding region runs from base 184 to 735 and encodes 183 amino acids. Gene Ontology annotation, biological process: mRNA splicing, via spliceosome. NCBI's taxonomy places the organism in Eukaryota, Viridiplantae, Streptophyta, Magnoliopsida, Rosales, Rosaceae. Gene Ontology annotation, cellular component: nuclear speck. The record is from RefSeq and is a predicted model, not a curated record. The transcript is spliced from 6 exons.